Phanerochaete carnosa HHB-10118-sp is the source of this 627-nucleotide messenger RNA. RefSeq lists its product as uncharacterized. The coding region runs from base 1 to 627 and encodes 208 amino acids. Lineage: Eukaryota; Fungi; Basidiomycota; Agaricomycetes; Polyporales; Phanerochaetaceae. The record is from RefSeq and is a predicted model, not a curated record. The transcript is spliced from 2 exons.
AUGAUCGAUUUGGAUCCGUGCCAUAAGGAUCUUGGUCGAAAAAUCAAUAAUUUGGACCGUGGCCCCUCCGAAUCGCUUAUCGUAGCUCCUCCGUUGAGAUUACCGCCUAUCACUACGUGGUUUGCAGCCCUUGAGACGCUCAAGAACUUGAAAGCUGCGAGCCACGCUCCAAGGAGUAGUCAACCUACCGGUACCGUCCACCACAUCCACCACGAUCUUGAGUCCCUGAUAUGGGUCGCCACAUACUCCUUGUAUCAGCGAGCCUAUGAGAUAUCAAUGUACCCUCAAAGCGGCUGGGACGUGUCCCACCAGGAGGUCAUCGAGGACGCACUUAACACUGACUUUGGCAACUCCGACGCAGGCACCGUCGAAAGUCGGCGGAAGGCGAUGGCAAGCCGCGGACUAUCCGGUCUGUACAGCGUGCUCCGGUACUUUGAUGACGAGCUGCGUGACUUUGUGCUGGGGUUGAUGGACCUCGUGCAUGCGCAGAACCGCAACGAUCUCCCAGCCUUGCCGCACACAGCCACUUCGUCUGUGCCACAGAUGGAAGUUGAGGUGCUGACAUGCGAGAGUCUCAGGAGGUAUAUUGAUUCGUACAUAUCUGAGCAUUGCAAUGUCAGGACGUGA